Molecule: messenger RNA, 3150 nt
Organism: Hemicordylus capensis (graceful crag lizard)
Lineage: Eukaryota; Metazoa; Chordata; Lepidosauria; Squamata; Cordylidae
Gene: RAG1
Product: recombination activating 1
Exons: 1
Coding region: 1-3150 (1049 amino acids)
Biological process (GO): V(D)J recombination; adaptive immune response; pre-B cell allelic exclusion
Cellular component (GO): nucleus; DNA recombinase complex; endodeoxyribonuclease complex
Molecular function (GO): metal ion binding; double-stranded DNA endonuclease activity; sequence-specific DNA binding
Source: RefSeq, a predicted model, not a curated record
AUGGAGAGGCUGCCGCCGCUGCCACCACCAACCAUGAACUUGAGCUGUAUGUCAGAACAAAUCCAAAAGCCAUAUAUGAAAUUUUCUGAAUGGAAAUUCAAACUCUUCAAAGUCAGAUCACUUGAAAAGCCACUUCCUGAACACAACCAUCUGGCUAACAAUGAUAAAGGGAAAAUGGCAGCUAUUCUGGACAAUAUCACUGAGGAACAGACAGAUGCUGUGGGGUUAAUGUCACAAGAUCUCUUGCAGACAGACACAGGAUUGAACAACAGUAUGGAGACAAUGGAUAAAGAUGUCUUUCAUGUGAACUAUAGAGAGAAUACAACUCACCAAGCAAACCUUCAGCACCUCUGCCGUAUCUGUGGAGGUUCAUUUAAAACUGACCCUUAUAAGAGAAGCCACCCAGUGCAUGGGCCUGUGGAUGAUGAGACACAGGCCCUUUUAAGAAAGAAAGAGAAAAGGGCUACAUCCUGGCCAGAUCUUCUUGCCAAGAUUUUUAAGAUUGAUGUGAGAGGAGACAUUGACACAAUCCAUCCUACUCAAUUUUGUCACAACUGCUGGAAAGUUGUUCAGAGGAAAUUCAGUAAUGCCCCAUCUGAAGUGUAUUUUCCAAGGAAAGGAACCAUGGAAUGGCAUCCCCAUUCGUCAAGUUGUGAUGUUUGUGGCACUUCCUCCCGUGGGGUCAAGAGAAAGAAGCAAGCCUUGAAUCCACAGACAAGCAAAAAGCUGAGGAUCAUUGCUGGACGUGCUCAGCAAAUAAGGCAUUUAAGGAACCCCAAACAAGUGAACAAAAGUCUCAUGAAAAAAAUUGUUAACUGCAAGAAGAUUCAUCUCAGUACAAAUGUCCUUGCAGUAGACUAUCCUGCAGACUUUGUAAAAUCAAUCUCUUGUCAGGUCUGUGAGCACAUACUGGCGGACCCAGUAGAAACAACAUGCAAGCACUUAUUCUGCAGAGUCUGCAUCUUUAAAUGCCUUAGAGUCAUGGGAAGCUAUUGCCCAGCCUGUCGCUAUCCUUGCUUUCCUACUGAUCUCAUGAGCCCCGUGAAAUCCUUCCUGAGCAUCCUCAACAGUUUGGCUAUAAGAUGUCCAGUGAAAGACUGUCAUGAGGAAGUCUUCCUGGGAAAAUACAGCCAUCAUCUUUCCAGCCACAAAGAGGAAAAAGACAAAGAGGGUUAUGUGCACAUAAACAAAGGUGGCCGACCAAGACAACAUUUACUUUCAUUGACUCGGAGAGCUCAAAAGCACCGCCUAAGAGAACUCAAGCUUCAAGUAAAGACUUUCGCUGAGAAAGAAGAAGGGGGAGACGUAAGGUCUGUGUGUCUAACUUUGUUCUUAUUGGCUUUGAGAGCUAGAAAUGAACACAGACAAGCUGAUGAGUUGGAAGCUAUAAUGCAAGGGAAAGGAUCAGGCCUUCCUCCAGCUGUUUGCUUGGCAAUCCGAGUCAACACCUUUCUCAGCUGCAGCCAGUACCAUAAAAUGUACAGAACAGUAAAAGCAAUAACAGGAAGGCAGAUUUUCCAGCCAUUGCAUGCUCUCCGGAGUGCUGAAAAGGCCCUUUUGCCAGGCUACCAUCCAUUUGAAUGGACACCACCCUUGAAAAACGUGUCCAGUAACACUGAAGUAGGUAUUAUAGAUGGACUAUCAGGCAUACAACACUUGGUUGAUGACUACCCAGUAGACACAAUUGCAAAGAGGUUUCGAUAUGACGCAGCUUUGGUUUCUGCCCUAAUGGAUAUGGAAGAAGAUAUCUUGGAAGGGCUUAAAUCUCAUGACCUGGAUGACUACAUGAAAGGCCCCUUCACUGUGGUGAUUAAAGAAUCCUGUGAUGGAAUGGGAGAUGUCAGUGAAAAGCAUGGCUGUGGCCCAGCUGUACCCGAGAAAGCAGUUAGAUUCUCAUUCACACUCAUGAGCAUCACUGUUGCUCAUGGCAAAGAAAGUAUAAAGAUUUUUGAAGAAAACAAGCCCAAUUCAGAGCUGUGUUGCAAACCCUUAUGCCUUAUGCUGGCUGAUGAAUCAGACCAUGAGACACUCACAGCCAUUCUGAGCCCUCUUGUAGCAGAAAGAGAGGCCAUGAAAAGCAGUUCAUUGGUACUUGAGAUGGGUGGUAUCCCUAGAUCAUUCAAAUUCAUCUUUAGGGGCACUGGAUAUGAUGAAAAGCUUGUCCGUGAAGUAGAGGGCCUUGAAGCCUCAGGCUCCUCUUACAUAUGUACCCUUUGUGAUGCAACACGCUUGGAAGCCUCACAGAACUUGAUCCUUCACUCCAUCACAAGGAGUCAUGCUGAAAACCUAGAGCGGUAUGAAGUGUGGAGGUCCAACCCCUACCAUGAGACUGUUGAUGAACUACGUGACCGAGUGAAAGGUGUUUCUGCUAAGCCCUUUAUUGAGACUGUUCCUUCAAUAGAUGCAUUGCAUUGUGACAUUGGCAAUGCUACUGAGUUUUACAAAAUAUUCCAGUUUGAGAUUGGUGAAGUAUAUAAAAACCCUGAUGCUUCAAAAGAAGAGAGAAAGAGGUGGCAAUCAACUCUUGAUAAACAUCUGAGAAAGAAGAUGAAUCUGAAGCCUGUAACAAGGAUGAAUGGAAAUUUUGCUAGAAAGCUCAUGUCCAAAGAGACAGUGGAAGCAGUUUGUGAACUAAUAAAGUGUGAGAAGAGACAUGAAGCUCUCAAAGAACUCAUGGACCUUUAUCUUAAGAUGAAACCAGUAUGGCGUUCCUCAUGUCCUACCAAGGAAUGCCCAGAACUAGUAUGCCAGUAUAGCUUCAACUCUCAACGUUUUGCAGAGCUGCUGUCUACAAAGUUCAGUUAUAGAUAUGAGGGCAAGAUUACAAAUUACUUUCACAAAACUCUUGCUCAUGUUCAAGAAAUUAUAGAAAGAGAUGGUUCCAUUGGGGCUUGGGCAAGUGAAGGAAAUGAAUCUGGGAACAAAUUGUUCAGACGCUUUCGAAAAAUGAAUGCCAGGCAAUCCAAAUGCUAUGAGAUGGAGGAUGUCUUGAAGCAUCACUGGCUGUAUACCUCGAAACACUUGCAAAAGUUCAUGAAUGCCCAUAAUAUGUUGAAAAGCCAGGGGUUUGCAGUCAAUCCAGACCAGAGUAUCGGGGAUUUUAUGACACUGGAAGACUCUUUGGAAAUUACUGAUUCUAUAGAAUUUUAA